GAGGGACGACCAGGAGACAGACAAGAAGAUGACUACGGAGGAAAUUCAUUUUUAUUUCUCUCUUCCGGGGAAUCUUGUCGUCACCGUUUGUGGCGGAUCCGCGCUGUGAGUACUUCAUCGACGUCAUCGCCAUCCCAUUGCAUUGCUUCCUCCUCUGCGCACUCUGUGUUCCUCCAUUAUCACCAUUCUCGUCCUCCUCUUAAACCAACCAAGCUCUUCGCCCUCUCUUCUUCCACCAAACUUAAAGGGUGUGUUUGAUUUUCGAAGGACUCGCGGAAAGUUCCGAGCUUGGCUGCUGCUCUGCAGUGUCUGCUCCGUUCCUCUUUUCUUGUUUGUCUCCUUGCUCUGCUUCUGCUUCCGGUGUUCAUAUCAGGAAUGGGGUUCGUGAGCACCUUGUUGGGGAUUCUCGGGUUCGGGAUCGGCGUUUCCGUCGGCCUCUUCAUCGGGUUUUACUUGUUUAUCUAUUCCGAGCCGGAGGAUGUCGAGGAUCCCGUAAUUAGGCCGUUUGACCAAUUAGAUACGACAGCUAUCGAUGAUAUUCUGCCAGAGAUCCCAUUAUGGAUCAAGAAUCCCGACUAUGAAAGAGUAGACUGGUUGAACAAAUUUAUCUUGGACAUGUGGCCAUACUUAGAUAAGGCGAUAUGUGCCAAUAUUAGAAGCAUUGCACAGCCCAUGUUUGAUCAGUACAUUGGGAAGUUCCACAUAGACGCUAUCCAGUUCGAGAAUUUGAGUCUAGGAACUCUCCCGCCUGUAAUACACGGAAUUAAAGUUUUCCAGACUAACGAAAAAGAGUUAGUCAUGGAACCGGCAAUUAGAUGGGCAGGAAACCCAAACAUAGUCCUGUCGGUGAAAGUUCUAUCUCUUCACAUCAGAAUCCAGUUGGUGGACUUGCAAGUGUUUGCAGCUCCUCGCGUCACUCUGAAACCCCUUGUGCCUACUUUCCCAUGCUUUGCUAAUGCCGCGGUGUCUCUGAUGGAGAAGCCGUAUGUCGAUUUCGGGAUGAAAAUACUGGGAGCAGAUAUCAUGUCGAUCCCUGGCCUUUACAGAUAUAUUCAGGAGACCAUAAAAAAAAAUAAUGCGGGUCCAUAUCUCUGGCCGCGAGCUCACAAAGUACCUAUUCUCGAUCCUUCAACAGUAGUCACUAAGAAGCCUGUUGGCAUAUUACAUGUGAAGGUUAUUCGAGCAAUGAAGCUCUUGAAAAUGGAUUUGUUGGGAGCAUCCGACCCAUAUGUGAAGCUAAGCCUGACAGGCGAGAGACUUCCUGCAAAGAAAACCAAUGUCAAGAGGAACAACUUGAAUCCUGAGUGGAAUGAGAAUUUCAAGUUCAUCGUGAAGGACCCAUCAACUCAGACUCUGAAGCUACAAGUCUAUGACUGGGACAAGGUCGGGGGGCAUGACAAGUUAGGAAUGCAGCUGGUUCCUCUGGACUCGCUGAGACCCUAUGAGAAGAAGGAACUCAAGCUCAAUCUAAAAAAUGGAUCGGAUGUUGACGAUCACCAUAAGAAGCAGAGAGGGCACUUGGUGGUGGAGCUGACCGUUGUCCCAUUCAAGGAAGAAAGUGCGAGUUUUAAGGGGUCUUUCAGUGAAUACAAGAGAUACGAGAGUGGGAUUGAUCAGCCGCCCGAUGAAGAUGGGGCCUUCGAAGGGGCUGGUCUCCUCUCUGUGAUGGUCAUAGGAGCCGAGGAUGUGGAGGGGGAGAGGCACAACAACCCCUAUGCCAUAGUUGUUUACCGGGGAGACAAGAAGAAAACGAGGAUGAUACGGAAAACCAGGCGUCCAUUCUGGAACGAGGAGUUCCAAUUCAUGCUCGACGAGCCUCCUCUGAAGGAGAAGAUCCACAUUGAGGUCAUGAGCAAGCGAUCGGGCAUCAGCUUUCGGUCAAAGGAAUCUCUGGGACAUGUCCAAAUUAAUCUUAGCGAUGUUGUUCACAAUGGAAGGAUCAAUGAGAAAUACCAUUUGAUCAAUUCAAAGAAUGGAGUAAUUCAUGUUGAAAUUCGGUGGGAGACAGUUUGAUAGAGAUACUACAGUGUGCCGAGGAUUUCAGAUGUUUUCUGAAUUUCCGAUGUCCCUUGAUCAGAAUUGGAGCGUAAAGUCAUUUGGGGAUGACUACAGAUUCGGAACUAGAGGAAUAUAGCAGAAGAGAUUAUUCAUCCAUAUGUUUAUACAUAUUGCAGUUUACAAUGUACAUUCAGACAGCCGAUAUCGAACCAAAAGGAAAAAUGAAAUUCAUUACCUGGCAAAUUUAGCAGGAAAAUAAAAA
Punica granatum (pomegranate) is the source of this 2260-nucleotide messenger RNA. The record is from RefSeq and is a predicted model, not a curated record. Lineage: Eukaryota; Viridiplantae; Streptophyta; Magnoliopsida; Myrtales; Lythraceae.